Messenger RNA from Paramecium pentaurelia, 555 nucleotides. Lineage: Eukaryota; Ciliophora; Oligohymenophorea; Peniculida; Parameciidae. The record is from the annotation of a GenBank genome assembly.
AUGUAUGCAGAGAAAUACAUUUAUAAAUUACCUAAAAUGAACUUGAGAACAAUCUAAAUUUUAGUUAAUUUGAUAAAACUGAUCCAAUUGAUGUCUACAAGAAAACUGUUACUGAUCCUUCUUAAGUUGUUUUUUUGGCCAAAUCUGAAAUUAACAUAAUAGAUUAUACUUAAGCUAUUCCUCUUGAUGAAAAUCCCCAAAUCACUAUUGGAAAAGGUUUAAUCAAAAUAAUCCAAUAUAUUAACAUAUGAAUAUGAUUGGAAUAAGGCUCUGAAAUAUGGAAAUUUGGACAAAAUGAUAAUAGCCUUACAAUUCUAUGUAAUAAAACCACAGCAUUUCAAUACUUAAAUCAUAUCAGAGAAUCAUUGUUGUUUUUUGAUAAAUUUCAACAAAGGAAAGAGCUAUUUGUUUAGAAAAAAUGACAGAUGUUAGAGUAAAUAUCUUGGAUUUUGUUUUGAGUGCAGAAACAUAUAGAAGAAUGUUCAAUUACGCCUAGACAAUAUUCUGCUUAUGGGUUAACUGGAUAGCCUAGAUUAUAAGAACCAAUCUUAUUGA